AUGGUCCAGUACAUCCUGACGCCAUGGCGCGAUCGCCGCGAGCUGCUCAAGGUUCGCCAGCAAUUUUAUCCUGCCGCCCCGCCGUCCGCGGCCUCAGCGUCUUCAGCAGCAACAGCACCCGCGCCCGCACCCGCAUCCGCGUCUGCACUACCCACGGCACCAUCAAUACGAGGAGCACCAGCGCCAGCACCGCCCUCAGCAACGGGAGCGCCGUCCUCGCAACACCACCAGCACAGGACUGGCACGACGAGCGCCAUCAGCGGCAGCAGCUACUCUAGCGUCGACAACGACGGGCUCCUGGCGGCCCAGCACCAUGCCGUCGCCAGAGUGUCAAUGUGGAUGCAGCGCGGCAACUGCCCGCACAUGGUCGAGUCGACGGCCCUGCUGACGGCCGCCAUCCUGAGCGACGGGGAGAGCAAGGGCAGCGCCGGCACCUACGCCGUCCGCGCCGCCUACGCCGCCGCCUUUAGCCGGUACGUUCUGUUGUCUCUCUGUCUCCGUCCAACCUAG
Messenger RNA from Colletotrichum spaethianum, 510 nucleotides. RefSeq lists its product as uncharacterized. The record is from RefSeq and is a predicted model, not a curated record. Gene Ontology annotation, biological process: maturation of LSU-rRNA; maturation of 5.8S rRNA. Gene Ontology annotation, molecular function: endonuclease activity. The coding region runs from base 1 to 510 and encodes 169 amino acids. Lineage: Eukaryota; Fungi; Ascomycota; Sordariomycetes; Glomerellales; Glomerellaceae. The transcript has a single exon. Gene Ontology annotation, cellular component: Las1 complex; preribosome, large subunit precursor.